ACCCCCGUGCCAGUGGCGCGUGCGCGGUGGCGGUGCGGGAUGGGGAGCCCGGCGGGCCCUCCCGCCAAGCGCGCGCGGUGCGAGAGGCCCCGCGGCCCCGGCAGCGACCCGCGGCUGUGGGACACGGAGCGGCUCUGCCAGCACCUCUCCCGCUGCGGCGUGGGCGAUCCCAGCCUGCUGCGCCGCUUCCGAGAGAGCGGGAUCACCGGGAGGAUGCUGCUGGACCUGCCGGCCUCCGCCCCCGAGCUCAUCCGUGUCUGCUGCCCAGCUGAGCGACUGGAAGUGCUGGCGUGCCUGACACAGCUGUGGCCGCAGCACAUGGAGGUGAUGAAGGUUUUUAAUGAUCCUAUUCAUGGGCACAUUGAAUUUCAUCCCCUGCUUAUUCAGAUCAUCGACACCCCUCAGUUCCAGCGCCUCCGGUACAUCAAGCAGUUGGGUGGCACGUACUUUGUUUUUCCAGGAGCCUCUCACAACCGCUUUGAACACUCCCUGGGGGUUGGCUACCUUGCAGGAUGUCUGGUUCGUACACUGAAGGAGAGACAACCAGACCUGGAUAUAACCCAGCGAGACAUCCUCUGUGUAGAAAUUGCUGGGCUUUGUCAUGAUUUGGGUCAUGGGCCAUUUUCACACAUGUUUGAUGGAAGAUUUAUUCCACUCACUCGUCCAGAUUUGAAGUGGAAGCAUGAAACUGCUUCUGUUCAAAUGUUUGAGCACUUGAUCACUUCCAAUAAACUAGAAAGAGUCAUGGAGUCGCAUGGUCUUGUUCUGGAGGAAGAUAUGUUGUUCAUCAAGGAACAGAUAGGAGGGCCUAUAGAUGAAACUGCUUGUGUGAAAUCGUGGCCCUACCGUGGUCGACCAAAGGAGAAAAGUUUCCUCUACGAGAUUGUAGCUAAUAAAAAAAAUGGCAUUGAUGUUGACAAGUGGGAUUAUUUUGCAAGGGAUUGCCACCACCUGGGAAUCCCGAAUAAUUUUGACUAUAAGCGAUUGCUUAUCUUCACUCGGGUCUGUGAAGUGGAAAACCAGAAGCACAUCUGUACUCGUGACAAGGAAGUUGGAAAUUUGUAUGAGAUGUUCCACACCCGGAACUGCCUGCACCGGAGAGCAUACCAGCAUAAGACUGGCAACAUCAUUGAAAUAAUGAUAACAGAAGCUUUUCAAAAAGCGGACAAAUUUUUUGAAAUAAGAGGCUCUGGAGGAAAAGUGUAUCGGAUUUCUACAGCAAUGGAGGACAUGGAAGCCUACACUAAACUAACUGACUGUAUCUACCUGGAAAUUCUUAACUCAAGUCAUCCAGAACUGGAAGAGGCACGAGAAAUUUUGCGUAAAAUAGAACGGCGUGAAUUAUACAAGUUUUUAGGAGAGACUCGACCUGAAUCCAAGACAGAAAUUGUAAAGAGUAAUAGCCUGGCAGAAAACAUUGCUAAUUGCAAGCCACAGAAGGACCCUCCAGAUGUGGAGCUAAAGGCUGAGAAUUUCAUAGUUGAUGUUAUCAGCAUGGAUUAUGGAAUGAAGGAACAGAAUCCAAUUGAUAAGGUUCACUUCUAUUGCAAGGCCGAUCCUUCCAAGGCAGUCAAUAUCAGUAAAGAUCAGGUUUCAAAGCUUUUACCCAUAAUAUUUAUGGAGCAGGUUGUCCGGGUUUAUUACAAAAGUCAGGAUCCACGUAUUAUUUCAGCUGCAAAACAGUACUUUGUUCAGUGGUGUAUGGAGAAUGAUUUCACCAAACCACAGGAUGGUGAUGUUGUCGCUCCUCAUCUAACUCCAAUGAAGAAAACCUGGAAUAAUGUGACAGAUGAUGAACAUAGGAGAGCUUCAGAGCCCAGCUGCAAACAAAGGCUUCCUUUUGAUGAGUAACAGGUUUCCUUUUGGCACUAUUCAGUCUGCUUCCUCAGAAGAUGAAUAAAUUUGAGCAUCAACUCUUCUAAAAGCUGGACAGACUGGAAGAAUUCACAGAACAAUGCAGAAUGCAUUUUACAAUACAGAAUGUUUUAAUGUAGAUACUUAAAGUGUAUAUUCCAGGUGGGCUUCUAAAAAACAGCUUAUUACAACAGAGUAAACUAAGUUCUCAUUUAUUUUUGAAUGUAUUGGCACUGUGUAGCAAGAGUAACUUUAAAAAUUGCAAUUAAUUGUUAUUACAGGAUUUUACUAUUCCAUCAAGUCCUGAUCCCUUCCUCAGCUGUGCUAUUGCAUAACUUAGAAAAAAAAAAAUCCCAGCCCAGGUUUGAUGGGGUUUUUUGGAGGCUUGAGGUUUUCUUAGUGUCUAAGGAAGAAAGGGAUAAGUAUGCUUCUGAAAAUACAGUGGGGUAAAGAAGAAAUUACCAAGUGUGGCAUCUUCAAAAUUAGCAAAAUUAAUUUCAUGAAAAAAAAAAAAAAGGAAGGGAGAGGGGAAUCUUUUGAUAAUCACAGACUAUUUUUCUGGUAUUCAAAAAGCUGGUGCAGGCCUCUUGCUACAAGUGACCUCAAUUUUUAUUGAAGUAACAAUGCAUUGCAGUGCCAUGCAGCCUUUUAUUGUUUUAUUGUGUAUUUUUGAUACAUAGAAUAUUAAAUUUUUGGUGUGUGUCCUGCAAAGACUGCUCAAAAGCCCAGUGGUGUGAGUGGUUGCAGGGAGGCCGAGCUGCCCAGGUGUUUGGCAGGCUCAGGUGUGCAGAGAGGGCAGUGCCAGCAGGGUUCUGCCCUGCUCUGCCCAUCCUGCACCAAGUGCACCUUGGCUCUGCUUUGCACUGUAAUGGACAGACAGGCUCAUCAGGAACCCCUCCAUUCUCCUAUCCCCGCCCUGUUCUGGAUCUCAUGGCCAUCCCUGUAUCAUUUUUCUGUCUCUUGCAGAUGUGUGAGGGUUCUUACAAUUUUUCUGUACUGGUGUGAGUGUUCUGAAUGUCUGUGCUGUUGAACAGGUGACUGAGGAAGACCAUUUUCCUCUCAUCUUUUAUUCAGGUCUAAGAGGAAGGCUGCUUUCAUUAAAUAAAACCUCAAAGCUUGAAAAAGUCUGACCACAAAACUA
Messenger RNA from Poecile atricapillus (Black-capped chickadee), 2995 nucleotides. RefSeq names its product SAM and HD domain containing deoxynucleoside triphosphate triphosphohydrolase 1 (gene SAMHD1). The record is from RefSeq and is a predicted model, not a curated record. The transcript has 16 exons. Gene Ontology annotation, molecular function: dGTPase activity. Bases 40 to 1851 code for a protein of 603 amino acids. Gene Ontology annotation, biological process: regulation of innate immune response; defense response to virus; dGTP catabolic process. Gene Ontology annotation, cellular component: nucleus. NCBI's taxonomy places the organism in Eukaryota, Metazoa, Chordata, Aves, Passeriformes, Paridae.